Nothobranchius furzeri (turquoise killifish) is the source of this 3415-nucleotide messenger RNA. The record is from RefSeq and is a predicted model, not a curated record. NCBI's taxonomy places the organism in Eukaryota, Metazoa, Chordata, Actinopteri, Cyprinodontiformes, Nothobranchiidae.
GAGUUUGCUAUAGAUGGACUGGUGAAUGUUGUGGGAGGAUGUUGUGGGACCACUCCAUCACACAUAAGAGCCAUAUCUGAAGCGGUCAAGCACUGCCAACCAAGAGUUCCUGCUGCUAAUAUUUACCAACACUACCUGCUGCUCUCAGGCUUGGAGCCAUUCAGGAUUGGCCCUUAUACAAACUUCGUAAACAUCGGCGAACGCUGCAACGUGGCUGGGUCACGCAGGUUUGCUAGGCUGGUCAUGGCUGGACAAUAUGAGGAGGCUCUGAGCAUUGCUAAGGCCCAGGUGGAGAUGGGAGCUCAGAUUUUAGACAUAAACAUGGAUGAGGGCAUGCUGGACGGGCCAACUGCUAUGGCACGGUUCUGUAACUUCAUUGCUUCUGAGCCAGACAUUGCACGGGUUCCUCUGUGCAUUGACUCAUCCAACUUUGCAGUGAUUGAGGCCGGGCUGAAAUGCUGUCAGGGCAAGUGCAUCGUUAACAGCAUCAGCCUGAAGGAGGGAGAGCAGGAGUUCCUGCUCCGAGCGGCCACUGUGAAGCGCUACGGUGCUGCUGUGGUGGUCAUGGCCUUUGAUGAGGAGGGACAGGCCACAGACACAGACCGCAAGGUGGAGAUUUGCACUCGAGCCUACAAACUGCUGGUUCACAAGGUGGGAUUUGACCCCAAUGACAUCAUCUUUGACCCCAACAUCCUAACCAUUGGUACAGGUAUGGAGGAGCAUAGUGACUAUGCUGUCAACUUCAUCACAGCCACCAAACUUAUCAAGGAGACUUUACCAGGAGCCAGGGUGAGUGGAGGUCUUUCCAACCUGUCCUUCUCCUUCAGGGGGAUGGAAGCCAUUAGAGAAGCUAUUCAUGGAGCCUUCCUUUAUCAUGCCAUCAAGGAUGGGAUGGACAUGGGAAUUGUGAAUGCUGGAAACCUGCCUGUUUAUGAUGACAUAAACAAGGAGCUGUUGUUACUCUGUGAAAACCUUAUCUGGAACAGAGAUACAGAAGCUACUGACAAACUGCUUGCCUAUGCACAGAACAAUGUGAAAGGAGGGAAGAAGGUGAUCCAGACAGAUGAAUGGAGAGAAGCGAGCGUAGAGGAAAGGUUGGAGUAUGCACUCAUCAAGGGAAUAGAGAAAUAUGUGGUGGAGGAUGUAGAGGAGUGCCGGGCUCUGGUUGACCGCUACAAGCGACCCCUUCACAUCAUUGAGGGCCCCUUGAUGAAUGGUAUGAAGGUGGUUGGAGACUUAUUUGGAGCAGGGAAGAUGUUCCUACCACAGGUGAUCAAGUCAGCCCGCGUUAUGAAGAAGGCGGUUGGUUAUCUGAUUCCCUUCAUGGAGAAGGAGAGGGAGGAGAUGAUUAUAGCAUCAGGGUCGGCUGAGGAGGUGGAUCCCUAUCAGGGCACCAUUGUUCUGGCUACAGUGAAAGGAGAUGUCCAUGACAUUGGCAAGAACAUAGUGGGAGUGGUGCUGGGUUGUAACAACUUCAGGGUGAUUGAUCUUGGUGUGAUGGUUCCCUGUGAUCGAAUCCUUAGAGAGGCUGUGACACAAAAAGCUGAUGUCAUCGGCUUGUCAGGCCUCAUCACUCCAUCCCUGGAUGAGAUGAUUCAUGUGGCCAAAGAAAUGGAGAGGCUUGGAAUGACAACACCGUUGCUGAUUGGAGGAGCCACAACAUCCAAGACACAUACUGCAGUGAAGAUCGCACCACGCUACAGCUCUCCUGUUAUCCAUGUUCUGGAUGCCUCCAGGAGUGUGGUGGUGUGCUCACAGCUUCUGGAUGAGGCAGCGAGGGAGGAGUACUUUGAGGAUGUGAAGGAGGAGUAUGAGGAGGUCCGGCAGGACCACUAUGACUCCCUGAAGGACCGUCGGUAUCUGUCGCUUGUGGAAGCCAGAAAGAAGGCUUUGCAGAUUGACUGGUUCUCUCAGCCUAAGCCUGAGCGUCCUCAGUUCCUGGGCACCCGUGUGUUUGACAGCUAUGAUCUGAAGAGUCUGCAGGACUUCAUUGACUGGAAACCCUUCUUUGAUGUUUGGCAGCUGAGAGGGAAAUACCCCAAUAGAGGAUACCCCAAGAUCUUCAAUGACAAGACUGUUGGCACGGAGGCUCGCAAGAUCUUUGAUGACGCCCAAAAGCUGCUCAGCCACAUGAUUGACUGCGGUGACGUGAAGGGGCGGGGCCUGGUGGGAUUCUGGCGGGCUCAGAGUGAUGGUGAUGACAUCUACGUGUAUGAAGAUGACAUCAGAACUGGCAGUGGCACAAAGCCUCAUGCUACCUUUCAUGGCUUACGGCAGCAGGCUGAGAAGGACAGCUCCAGCUCAGAGCCCUACCUGUGUGUGUCUGACUUUGUGGCGCCCGUAGACAGCGGCGUGGCGGAUUACAUCGGGAUGUUUGUUGUCAGCGUGUUUGGUGCUGAGGAGCUGAGUCAGCAGUUCCAGGCUCAAGGAGACGACUACAGCAGCAUCAUGGUCAAAGCUCUGGCUGACCGUUUGGCUGAGGCGUUUGCUGAGGAGCUGCAUGCCCGUGUACGUAAGGAGCUGUGGGGUUACAGCGCUGACGAGGCUCUGCAGCCCUCAGACCUCCACAAGGUUUGUUACCGAGGCAUCAGACCUGCUCCUGGCUACCCCAGUCAGCCUGACCACACAGAGAAGCUCACCAUGUGGAGCCUGGCUGGUGUUCUAGAAAAGACUGGGAUCGCGCUGACGGAGUCCUUGGCCAUGACACCUGCUGCCUCCGUCUCAGGACUUUACUUCUCACACCCCCAGGCCUCUUAUUUCGCUGUGGGAAAGAUCACAGAGGAGCAGGUGGAGGACUACAGUAGGAGGAAAGACAUGGAUGUGAAGGAGGCAGAGCGGUGGCUGGCCUCCAUCCUCGCCUACGACACUGAGCUGUAGAGCGGUCUGGAGCCAUCUGAGGGGAGAAUCAGGUCGAUGGUCCCACCUGCCCUCUGCUGGACAGACAUGAGAACUACAACACCAGGCCUUUUAAUCCCACAUGUGAACUUGACUUUUUAUGCCUUUGAUGCCAUCGCCAACACACACACACACACACACACACACACACACACACACACACACACACACACACACACACACACACACCUGUGCUGUGUGUUUAAUCAGGUUUUAUAGAUGCCAGUAGCAUUUCAGAUACUUUCCUGGUUUUUAACGUGACUUUCGAGUCUAUUCCAUCUUGUUGACUGGUUUUAGGAAGCAUUUUUACUGGUUUCAAUGGUCUGUCCUCACAUGGACAUCAACCAACUCCUGGGACAUCUGGUGUAGGACAGCUGCACUGACUCUGGUGCUGUAGGCUGAGACACCAUGGCCACUAAUCCCAGGUGUCUUUUUAUUCCACUUUUAAGUGAAGUGAUUUUUGUGGAGGAAGACUGUCAACUGUACUUAUUUAUCCUUCAAUAAAAUGUUCAUUAGUUUG